Messenger RNA from Podospora anserina S mat+, 4578 nucleotides. RefSeq lists its product as uncharacterized. The transcript has 2 exons. Bases 1 to 4578 code for a protein of 1525 amino acids. The record is from RefSeq and is a predicted model, not a curated record. NCBI's taxonomy places the organism in Eukaryota, Fungi, Ascomycota, Sordariomycetes, Sordariales, Podosporaceae.
AUGCGUUUGCGACUGGUGGUCCGCCGCCAUGCCCUCCCUGACGUACGAGUCGUCUUCAGCUGCAAGACGGAGAAUGACCCGACCAUUGCAAACUUACUGGAACAAGUCAACGAGAUUAUCCCCCUAGAGAGCAACGAAUGGGGUUUGGAGGACUACACCAUCGAGUUGAGACAGAAGGACACGGGCACCGCCUUUGACUUCUUCCACUUCCACAUUCGCCCACUUGUUACAAAUGAUCGAAGGAAGCGUCGCUUGAGCGGCCGCGAUCAGAUCACCAAUGACGGCCGUCAUCUUCUCGACGGUAUCCCUUUCGGCCGCCCUCGCCUAAGAGCUGCCUACAGCAGACCUGCAGUGGAUAUACCGCCCUUGAAACGCCCACGACUUACCUACCAUCCACAUGGCGAGGAAGAAGACGACGAUGCUCAACAGCUUAUGAUUACCGAGUCUGGCGAACGGGGACGGAAGAAAGCCCACAGGGCCGGAAGUGUCAGGUUCAGUGCGCCAUAUGACGCCGACUCGGACGAAGAUGUAGAAGACAACGAUUUUGGUGGUCAGAAUGUGAACGAGGACGAGUCGGAUAUGGAGCCCAUCGAUGAGGAUGACAUGGAAGAACAAGGGUUGGACUCAGAUUCAGACGAGGAUGCAGACCUCGAGGAAGAUGUUCAAGAUGAUGAGUCCGAUCUCGAGGCUGAACUAAGGGACCUGGAGAAUGAUAUGGAACCCGAGAAAGGCGGGAACAGCAUAACAUACGGUGAGGAGCGCGGCGUCAAUGCACGAAGGAAGGCGAAGGAAGUCGAGGCUCCCAUCGACGGUCGAAAGCGUGGUACCAAGCGACCAAGGGACAGUAAUGAGGAAGACGACAGCGACGCUGAAUCGGUUGCGUCCGUGAUCAAGCAUUACGAUCAGCAUGGAUUCCCGAGCGGUUCCAUCCUUAAUGGCACUGCUUCUAGAUACAUGGUCGAGGAGAUGCGCAAGAAAGGAGAACCUGUCAACCUUCCUGUGCACACCAAGUUCGAGGAUGAUGAUGAUGAAGGCCAGAAUGAUGCCCUGGAAGAGGAUGCCAAUGAAGCUAGCCAUCACUCGUCUUCUGAAGAAUCAGGCACUAGCGACAGCGAAAGUGACAGUGGACCCGAAGUGGCGUCCUCGAAAGUCUGCCCACCUGUACCAGGCUCCUCAGAACAUGAUCUCACUGACUCGAACCCGGAUGGCGACGACGACCUGAGCAGUGACGAGGAUGAGAAUAACGAGGAGGCCCAAACCACUGCCGACACCAAGCCAUCUGGGGGCGACGACAGUGAUGGCCAUAGCGACAGUGACGAUGACGACGACGGCAGCAGCAAUAGUGAGAGCGACAAUGAGGACCACGAUGAUACCGACAGCGAUGGCGCCAGUGACGGUAGUGAUGAGGGUGUGGAUCUUGCCGGUGAUCCCAAGUCUGAUGAUGAUCAAAACAGCAGUGCACCUGAUUCUGACCAGGAUUCAAGCGGUAAAAGUGAUUCCGAUGAAGCUGACUCCAGCGACGAGGACUCUGACGGCUCUUCAAUCGAUGAUUCGAACGGUGAAUCAAGUGACGACGACAGCUCGGCUUGUGAAAGUUCCAGCCAAGAGGCGGCUUCCAGCGGUGAAGAUUCCUCGAGCGACAUCGAUUCCUCCAGCGAUGAUGAUUCCUCCAGCGAUGGCGAAUCCUCAAGCGGUGAUGACACUUCUGUUGACCAAGAGCGUGCUGUCCCAGAACCCAAAAAGAUCGCGCCCAGUCCCAUUAGGACCCUGCAAGUCACCGAAGCACCGGCCGUUCAAAGUGAAGAUGCGGGUCCACCUCGCCCUGGGGAAGGCAAGCCAUCCACUCGGAAAAGAAACACUCGACGAAGGGCUCUGGCGCAGGCAAAAAAGGCUGCUGCUCGCGCUGAGGCAUUAGCGGCGCUAGCUCCUACGGCUCCGAGUACUGGCAUGACCGAGGCAGACUCUACCGAGCUUGCCAGUGUAACUGAGACUAUCGCUGCGAAGAAGGCACAGAUGCUGGAGCGCAUUGGAGCUUUGACUGGAAUGAUUGUGGAGGAGUUUCAAGGCGAUGCCCCCAGCCAGCCAGCUUCGGCUCACGAUGCGGCUCCAGCGGCUCAAGCAACAUCUCGGCUGUCUGAAACACCUGUGGCACCCCAUAAGGACGCUGCCUGCGAUGCGGACGAGGAUCCAGAUGCCUGGCGAGCCAAGAUCAAUUAUAGGGCUGUCGAGUGCUGCCAGGAGGGCGUGGAGCUCAGUGAGCCUCCAUUCCCGUUUGUCCAACGUUGGGAUCCCCAGCAGAAAUACCAACACGGUGGCCGCAAGAAGAGGAAGCAGCGUAGUCAAGACGAGUAUCAGCUUCAAGAUGAAGAGACGUCGAAAACGAAAAAGAGAAGGUCAGACGUGGGUGGCAUUGGGGACUAUAGCUAUGAUGACAGAGGGUCAUAUUACUACAAGGCAAGCACGGAAUAUGGCGAGACUACCCUGAACUACGAUGACGAGCCGCAGGAACAACCCGAGCGCAGUGUAUCAGAGGUUCGUGAGGAGGAGGAAGAGGAUGACCUUCCACCGCUUCCCGCAGACCCUUCGACUCUCCCCUUGUUGCAGCCUGGAAGUGCUGCGCCUGGUAUGAUUCUUACUUGGCAGCAACUUUUGAUGUCCAAGGCGACGAGUUGGGCGCCCCAAGUGUCACGCCUGACGGGAAUCAUUAUCAAUCUGGAGGAUCAUGGUGUUCUUCGGGUCCGGCUUGCCAAAAGAGAUCAGUACUUGGACCGAAACGAAAAGGUUUACGAUGACGAGGGCAAGCGUGUCUACGACAAGUUUGAACUUCCGGGCAUGGAUGAGGAAGAUGAGGAGGAGGAGGAGGAGGGUUACCGGACCCUGGAUUUAUCUGAAAUGAUGGAGCCCCGCGUCCUGCAGUAUCCCUCUCAAAUAGUUCCAGGUACGCCUUUGGUGGAGGAGCCAUCACCGUCCCAUACCGCCAACAACCUCGAAAAGACCACGAGCGCUCAAACAUCGGCAACCCUCGGGCAUGAAGCACCGGAACAAUCUACUGACGAGACAUCACAGAUGGAUAUCAACACUCAGACUCUUGAGGAAAGCGUCAUCCCCGAAUCUUGUGACCCCAAUGGCUCCAGUGAAGAUCAGGAGGCCCAGGCCGCUCAGGUGAUGUCUGUCGAAGAUAUAUCCAUGACGGAAGACAGGCCACACAAAAUCAGUCAGCUGAUCAGCGAAGCUGGCUUCCGCAAGGAGGUUGAUCCAUCCAUUGCCAAUGACGCACUCUCGAACCGCAGUAGCCACUCGCCCUCACGACAGCUGACGGGUAUGUCGCAUGAUGCGUUGCCGAGACCAUUUGAAUCCUCGCAGCCUCAAAGCGACUUGGGAUCUCGCCGUGCUUCACGCGGUACAACCAACGGCGUUGAUUCGCGGCCGAUUUUGCUGGAGCCUUUUAAUGGGUUCUCGGAUGCCAUCUCGCUGCCGCCGUCUGAGCAUCGGGUUGAGUCCCCCAAACUAGCCCUACCGCCCUCGGAGAUUGGCAGCAUCCAGAGCGAGAGGCAAGUUGACCCGGACUUGAGCAUCGAUCUGGCCGACUCUUCGCUUAAUGCACUCGAGGAUGACUCUGCCAACCGAGAUGCACUCCGCAGCUCGCCUCGUUAUGCCAUGGAAGAUGAACCCAGCGAGGUCGAAAGCCAUGAGGAGGAUGAGCAAUCAGAGGAUGAGCAGGCAGAAGAGGAGGACAAUGUUCCAACGCCUCGUCCUUCUCGCCUUGCAUGGGCAGUUUCCGAGUCUUCGUCAUCAGACGAAUCCCUGCCAUCGGUGAGCGAGCUCUGCACUCAGCCUUCGACCAAUAACAGUUCGGGUGUGCCGGCCCGGGACCCGGUCCAGGUUGACGUCAUUCCACCAGGGAAGUCGCGCAUGUCAAAGACAACGGCAGAUGCUGAAUAUGAGGAAGCCAUGCGGCGGCUGGAUGACAUGGAGGACGAGUCUGAAGACUCUAACGACUCUGGCAAAUCAGAUUCUGAUGAUGGGGAUUCGAGCUCAGACUCGGAUAUUCCCAACGUCCGCAGAGGCCCAUCCACACUUGCACGGAGGCUCAUGGUGAAGCCCAUUGAGAAGCCGUCGCCUAGGAAGUCACAGCACCUCAAGCAAAGCUCCAUGGCAAAGAUCAAGAUGGAACCUGUGUCGUCCCAUACCGAGACCUGCCGACGUAGAAGCGCGCGCACUUCGGCUCAGUUUCAAGUCCCGAAGGGGUCACAGGUGAUAUCACUACUUAGCAGUCCCGAGCCUGCGUUGGAAGAAAACUACGCAGAGGACGACAUUGACGAGACAUAUAAGGAUUCGCAGGACUCUGACUGGCCCGAUGGUGACGGCUGGGUCAAGAAGAGGAGGCCGACGUCAGCAGCAAGGCGGGUUGGCUUGAGCAAGCGAGGUAUGAGUGUACCGGCUUCUUCUCUCGGCCUUCUGCGGGAGAAGGCGUCGAUUCCGCAGAGAAUUGCGAGCUCGCAGCAGCUGGAUAGCGCCAGCACUCAGGGUUUGGCCAGGGCAAGGAAGCGGAUAGCAGAUGGCCUCUUUCACAAGUGA